GUUUUAGUUUUUUAAAAUUAUUUUUAAUGAGUGGCAAAAGUUUAAUUGAGAAUGGAUGGUUUAUGGAAAAAAAUAGCCAAUGGCCAGGUCAGGCAUUUUCCCUUGAAGUUGAAGAGAUAUUGGUUUCUAAAAAAUCUCUUUACCAGGAUGUACUAGUUUUUAAAAGCAAAAAUCACGGCAAUGUUUUGGUUUUGGAUGGAGUUAUUCAAGCUACAGAGUUUGAUGAAUAUACAUAUCAAGAAAUGCUUGUCUUUCUUGCACUAAACUCACAUCCAAAUCCUUCAAAGGUGCUUAUUAUAGGUGGAGGUGAUGGUGGAAUUGCUCGUGAAGUAGCAAAACAUCCAAAAGUUUUAUCUAUUACACAAUGUGAAAUUGAUGAGGUGGUUGUAGAUGUAUGCAAAGAACAUUUAAAAUCAAUGGCUUGCAGCUUCGAUCAUCCAAAAAUGAAUUUGUUUAUAGGUGAUGGUUUUGAAUAUAUGAAAAAUCACAAAAAUGAGUUUGAUAUUAUUAUUUCAGACAUCAGUGAUCCUGUGGGCCCAGCAGAGCGUCUUUUUUCUGUUGAAUUUUAUCAACUUGUACAUUCUGCUCUCAAAGAAGAUGGAAUACUAUCAGCUCAAGGAGAAUCAAUGUUUAUACAUAUGGAGUUGAUAAAAAGUCUUAUGGAAUUUUGUAAUAAUUUGUUUGAAAAAGCAUCAUAUGCAAGUACCUAUGUUCCUACAUACCCAUGUGGUCAAAUUGGUUUUCUUUUGGCAUCAAAAAAUAAGAACACUGAUUUUGAAAAUCCAUUGACAGUAUUUACAGAGGAAGAAAAAGAGUCUAUGAAACUACGUUAUUAUGACGAACAUCUUCACAAAAAUGCAUUUGUCCUUCCAAGAUUUGUUAAAAAGGAAUUAGAGAAAUCAAAACGACUUCAUUUGUUAUCAAUGACCAAUAAGUGAUCAUUGGUCCUUGGGGUGUAACAGCUAAUUAAUAAAAUCCUAUAACAUAUUUAUUUAAAAAAAGUAUUUUUUAACUUUGUUAUGAGAAAUGCUUAACAGUUUCAUUA
This is a messenger RNA of Hydra vulgaris (swiftwater hydra), 1045 nucleotides long. RefSeq names its product spermidine synthase. Lineage: Eukaryota; Metazoa; Cnidaria; Hydrozoa; Anthoathecata; Hydridae. Gene Ontology annotation, molecular function: catalytic activity. The record is from RefSeq and is a predicted model, not a curated record.